UCAUUUUAAAGCUAUAUAUUACUCCAUCGCCCAAGCUCGUAUAGUCGUAUUGUCGUCGCGCGGCCGUCGAGGCGGUGGACACAGCUCGGUUCUUCCUCGCCCUAACCCUAUAUCCUUGUUUCUUCCGCUCCCUCUUUCACUUUCCAGCUCCUUCCGCCGCACAAGCCGCCCGACCUGCUGCCGUCUACGCCGACCAGUCUCCGGCUGCCCACACAACGCAGUUCGCGUGUUUCGUACUCGAUUCCCUUUUCAAGGAAUAUAGGUGGUGGGAAAUGGCGAGGAGAGUUUUGCUACUGUGUGGUGACUAUGUGGAGGAUUAUGAGGUUAUGGUGCCAUUUCAAGCACUUCAAGCAUAUGGAGUUAUUGUUGAUGCAGUUUGUCCUGGUAAGAAGGCUGGUGAAGUGUGCCGCACUAGCAUCCAUCAGCUUUCUGGUCACCAGACGUAUUCUGAAUCAAGAGGGCACAAUUUCACACUUAAUGCAACAUUUGAUGAAAUUGAAGUAAGCAAAUAUGAUGGGAUAAUUAUUCCUGGAGGUCGAGCACCAGAAUACCUUGCAAUGGAUGAUGUGGUUGUGAAGUUAGUAUCCAAGUUCCAUGAUUCCACCAAGACAAUUGCAUCUAUUUGCCAUGGACAGUUGAUUUUAGCAGCUGCAGAUGUGGUUAAAGACAGGCAAUGCACAGCCUACCCUACGGUGAAACCUGCUCUUGUUGCGGCUGGUGCCCACUGGGUGGAACCAGAAACAAUGGCAAAAUGUGUUUCUCAUGAUCAUCUUAUAACAGGAGGAACAUAUGACUGUCACCCUGAGUUAAUCCGUCUUUUCGUCCAAGCAUUAGGAGGCUCAAUAACAGGUUCAAAUAAGCGAAUUCUGUUUCUUUGUGGGGAUUACAUGGAGGACUAUGAAGUUAUGGUUCCAUUUCAGGCACUUCAAGCUCUUGGUUGUGAUGUUGCUGCUGUCUGUCCGAAUAAAGCUGCAGGCGAAAAAUGUCUGACUGCUAUCCAUGACUUUGAGGGUGACCAAACUUACAGCGAAAAGCCUGGCCAUGAUUUUUCCCUUACUGCAUCUUUUGAAGGCUUGGAUGCUUCAAGUUAUGAUGCCCUUGUAAUACCUGGUGGGCGAGCCCCUGAAUACCUUGCAGUAAAUGGGGAAGUAAUAUCUUUGGUGAGAGAAUUUAUGAAUGGGGGAAAACCUGUUGCAUCAAUUUGCCAUGGACAAGUGAUAUUGGCUGCUGCUGGUGUUCUCAAGGGAAGGAAGUGCACAGCAUACCCUGCAGUGAAGCUCAAUGUGGUUCUGGCAGGAGCAACAUGGUUGGAACCAGAUCCAAUUGAUCGUUGCUUCACCGAUGGCAACUUGGUCACUGGCGCUGCUUGGCCUGGCCAUCCAGAGUUCGUCUCUCAGCUUAUGGCUUUGCUGGGUAUCAAAGUAACCUUCUAGUGCCAUAAUACCUGUGUUUGUUUGCAAGUAAAUGCCCUUGUUCUCUGCUAAACAAUGCUGAGAGUUGUUUUUCUUUCUUCUGCGGUAUAUUGUUGUGCUAAGUCUUGCUUGCUACCUGUCUGUUAUCCUGCAAUGUGUUGCGAAUAAAAGCUGAUGCUGAUAUGUAGGAUUCUUCUUUUC
Messenger RNA from Zingiber officinale, 1613 nucleotides. RefSeq names its product protein DJ-1 homolog D-like. The transcript has 6 exons. The record is from RefSeq and is a predicted model, not a curated record. NCBI's taxonomy places the organism in Eukaryota, Viridiplantae, Streptophyta, Magnoliopsida, Zingiberales, Zingiberaceae. Bases 273 to 1433 code for a protein of 386 amino acids.